Messenger RNA from Sparassis crispa, 5004 nucleotides. RefSeq lists its product as hypothetical. The coding region runs from base 1 to 5004 and encodes 1667 amino acids. The record is from RefSeq and is a predicted model, not a curated record. Lineage: Eukaryota; Fungi; Basidiomycota; Agaricomycetes; Polyporales; Sparassidaceae. The transcript is spliced from 11 exons.
AUGGCUGCAAUGCUCGAGACCCCCUCGCGCGUCUGGCGCCGCAUCCAGGCAGUGGAGGGAAAAGACAUGCCGUCCUUACCAUCUCUACCCGGCUUCGAAGAUUCUGCCGAACAACCGUCGGAAUCUAACGAGACCACGAACGAUGACAUGGAUCUCUCCUUGCCGAUACAUUCCACCCCUGCUUUGUCUAACCAUACCGCUACUUCCACUAUCAAAGCUCCGUCAAGUGCGUCGAGUACGGCCCGCUUCGCUCACUCUAUUGCGUCGCGCUCGUCCAAGUCUGCGUUGUCUGCCUCACGUGGCAGUGCCGUCCAACCUGUAGUCCAAGAUAGCUUCGACGUGAGCUCCAUUCCCAGCCUUCCCGAUGCCCACUCCCAUGAUAAAGGUGACUCGGAUAUCCGGACUAGCGACCAGGAGACAGAGAGCUCUGUCCAGGGUAGCUAUGUUCCCCAGACGAUCGCAGACGAUAUCGGCGGUGAUAUAGACGUAGACAUGGACAUCUCUGACGCUUUGGAAUCCGUCAGUCGCCCUAAUUCCCCGGCGAUGGACGAUGCCGUCACACCGAGCAAGAAGUACGACUACUCCGUGAGUCUGCGCACAGAGGCGAAGCCAUCCCCGUUCGACAAGAUGCGACACGUAGCGAUUCGCCGACCACUGUCGCGCACGCGCACGCGCACACCGUCACUCACUCACACGACCCCUUCCUCGUCGUCGUCGUCUUCGCACUCGACACCACAGAGCAACCAUUCAAUCUCGUAUGUCCGGUCCGCCGCAGCUUCACCUCUCUCGCCAUUCGCAGUACCGCUUCCCCGAUCGGUCACCGCUUCUCCUGCUCCGGUGAUACAAGUCGAAGACGAGACGCAUGAGGCGGAAUCCGUGGCAGAGAUCGAGAACACUUAUGAACCGACUGAGGUGCUCAAUCCAGAGGAGGUCAGCGAGCAGGGUCAAGACGAUCACAGGGAACCAACAUUCUCAUCGGACGAAGCCCCCACGCAGACUGAAGAUCACAGUAUGCGCGGUAUGCAAACACCUAUGCCGAUGUCCACUGCGAUGUCUUCACCCGCACCGUCAGCAAUGUUCACCCCAACACCAGUCUUCCAUGCACGUCCCCGAGCACGGUUUGCGCCUCUCUCAUCAGUCACGCCGCAGCCCAAGCCGCUGCAGGCACCUGAUGAGCACGAAGAAGAGCUCAGCGAAGUCACCGAAGAUCACGAACACGAAGACCUAGCGACGCCGUAUGCGGCGCACAAACGUUCCUUCCUGCUGUCGGUCAUCAACUCCACCGCCCGCCCGCGUAUGAAAUACCCUACUCCGCACCCUCACCGCAUAGCAGACAGACAGCAGUCGCAAUUGCAGAUGACGCCCAGCGUAAACCUGCGGUCUGCUUUCGCGGGGGCAACGCCUCGCUCCCAGCUUGGGCCAAGGCUCUCCCACCCUCUCGCGCACGCAUGGGCACCAUCCGAGUCUGAGUCCGCCUCAGGCUCAGAGGCGGGCUCAGUCGCACAGUCCGACUCGCCCCCUGGCGCUCAGUCCCCGUACGACCCCGCAGUGGAUCGCGCGUCGUUCGUCUCCACCGCGUCCUCGCACGAUCUGACUACUUACGCGCGAGCGAACGCGUCAUUUGAUCCUGUCAUGGGCCUCGGUGAGCGUGGACACGGAGUGGGCCGAUUUAACGCGGUGAAACUGAACAACUACAUGUACGGGCUGAACCGGCGGUUGCAGGAGGAGAACGAGACGCUCGUGAUUCGGCUAAAGGAGUACGAGGAGAAGUAUGGUCCUGCGGCAGAAGGUGAGAGGUCUCCUGCCGCACAAGAGCCACCGAGACGUAGGUCAAGCGGAGGUGGAAGGCGGGUCAGUGCGGGACCCGGCAUUGGACUCGGAGACGUAGCGGAGGACGAAGAAGAGAAAGCUGCACUGGAGGAGGUAGUGGAAGAACUGAAGGAAGAGCUGGAGCAGUGCAAGCGAGAGAAGGAGCAGGCAGAAGCGGCGCUCUUGGUCGAGCAAGGAGAGAGGGCCAAGGACAAGGACAGAUAUAGGGACCGGAUGGGCGAAGUGGAACGGGGAGUUGAGCGGAUCGUGCAAGAACUCGAGCUAAAGGCCGAGGAGGCGCAACAGGCGGUGAAAAGGACGGAAGAAGACAAGAUGCAAGCUGUCAAAGAGGUGGAGAAACAGAUGGCCGUCAGGGUGGUGGAGAAGGAAGUGCUUGCGGAACGGCUCAGAAAAGCGGAAGAUGCGCUGCGAAGCGGCAAGGACCUUGGUGCAGAGCUGAAUGUCUCCAACGAACGUGUCGCGCAAGUUAUGGGCGACCUCAAGAACGCCAACGUACAGAUCAGGGAGCUGGAGGACGAAGUCAUGAAAGCCGACGAGCGGAUGGAUGUACUUGAGAAGGAGCUGCAGGAGGAGAGGCGCGUUGCGUCAGGUCUCGAGGACGAGCUACAAGCCAAGUCGGAUGAGCUUGCCCAUACCCAGCGGCGAAUUCGGACUCUUGAGGAGGACAUCCAGAAGGCCCAGGAUGCGUUGCGCGAUUCCAAGACUUAUGUGUCAAAGCUCGAUGCAGAUGCAAGCGCUGCAAUUGCGCGUGCAGAAAGUCUCCAAGAAGAACUGGCCGUCGCAGAGGACAAGGUCGCAUACAUGGCUUCGGACGCCGAGCAGGACAAGGAUGAAAUAGACCGGCUCGCUAAUGAAGCUGACAAGGCAUCGGAGUUGGCACGCCAGAUGGAAGAAGCCUUGGAAGCGGCUGAAAGCAAGAUGUUGGCCGAUGAACAGGAGGUGAUCGCCCUCAAAGCCAAAGUCAACACUCUCGAGCGCGCCAUGGAACGCGAGCAAGAGAGGUCCAGGUCCCAAGUCGGUCCAUCCCACAGUGAAGUCGCAAGAGAUGUGCAAGCCGAAAUUGAUGCCUUGGAAGAAGAGCUCGACGACGCCCACAAAGAGAUUGCACGCUUAAAUACCAUAGUGAGCCAGUCUCCAUCGCGCAAAGCUAUAGAGAAGGCAAAGGACGCCCGAAUAGAGAUGCUUGAGAAGGAGAAUGAAGACCUUCUGGAUAGGAUCAAAUCGCUCAGGACAAACGCAUUUUCCAGUACUCCCGGCAGAAGCAACGGCAGUGGCAUCUCCCCCAUGCAUCGUCAGAUCCUUGCGAUGUCUAUGAAGAGCCCCAAGACCCCGGGAGGGCCUCUACGAGACCUUUCUUGGCUUCAGACCACUAUUCAUGAUCCGACAGUAUCCCCAUUGGUACAAGAGAUUGCCCGGUUGCAGCAGGAACUGGACCGCGCCAACGAAAGCAUUGACGACAAGCUCGACAGACUCGAGGAUGCCGGCAUGGGUGUCGUGGGUCUUACGAAACAACUUGAAGACGCGCGUACAAAGAUCGUUGCUCUUGAGGACGAGAUAGCUCGGUUGUCCCGGAAAGAAGAUCGGCGUUACCACCGGCUUCAGAGGGCACGAUGCAGGAAGUGUCGUACAAAGUUUCACCUUCAUGACUUGGCUUCUCCGGCGGAUGGCGACGAAAGCUCCAUGUUUGACGCAUCAGAUAUGAGCCUUGCGACGGAGCCGCCCACACCGCCCACAAAGACGAGUGAAGCUCUUCGUGCAAGUCUCCAGACGGUGAACGCCCAGCUCGCAUCCAUGAAGAAAGCAUGGGAUCAAGAGAAGCGUAAACUUCUCGGGGAAAAAGCUGUUCUCCAGGACGCAGCAAAAAGACUGAACCUGGAGGUGCGUGAAGCAAAGAAUGAGAUCCAGAGGUUUGCUGAGACAGAGCGAGCUGGAGAGAAAGCUCGAGCAGAUAUCAAAUCGGAGCUCAACAAAGCUAAACGCGUGAUAGACGACCUCGAGACAGAUCUGAAGACUGAGCGUGCGCGUCUCAGAAGCCUGACAACAGAGCAAUCUCGUGCACAGCGAGAAAAGGACGAAGUUGCAAUACAACUUCGGCGUACGGAGUCUGAUAUGGCUGAGGUCAAACAGCACCUGCACCGCGUCAAGCAGGAAAACCAAGAGCUAGAGGGAGAGUUGCGAACGACCGUAAACGCCGAACAGCAGGCUCGUCGAUUAGAGCUGCGAGUUGCUGAAAACGCGGACACCAUCGAGCAACUACGUCAAGAGCGUUCCCUGCUGUCGACCAAUUACAAGGACCUCCAACGCCGCUACGGCCAAGUUUCAGAGAACAUGAACAAACUUCGCGACGAGUACACGGCUUCUCAAACUUCGCAUAACAAUCGGCGUCAUCAGCUCGACUUGCACCUCCUCGAAGUAGAGGAUCUUCGCCGUGCCUUGUCCGAUCAGACGGAAGAGCUUCACCGAGCCGAGUCAGAGAAGAACCGCAUCGCAGCCGAGAAGAGCGACUUUGCAAACAACGUUGCCGUACUGGAGACUGACCUACAACGCGUGCGGAAGGAUGCGGAGGCCUUCGGCCGAGACCUCAAGCUGCUGCGUGCCCAGAAGGAUCGGCUGGAAGAAGAGCGGAAGCAGCAAGACGCUAAGUCAGAGAGGUCGCAUAAACAAUCUCAGACGCAAAUCCGCGUGCUCAAGGAUGAGCUCGACAGCCAGCGUGAGAAGGUAAGAGCAAUUACGAAGCAACUCAAAACCCAUCUGUGCGCUGCAGACGAUAAUCAGCUCGCCGCGAUACGGAUACAGCACAACAAGGAGUGUAAGGGCCUGAUCGUGCAAAUUCGCUACCUUAAAGCCAAGUUCGUUCGCGAAUCCACCCUACGAUGUGAUCUCGGAUACCAGAAGCGAUAUUUGCUUGCGCUCUUAGCACGGCUACAACGAAACGAGGAGAAAAUUUUGUCCGCCAUUUCCAAAAUCGGGUACCCUGCUGCUGAUCCUCCAUCACCGGUAACAAGAAAACGGACCUUGAAGGGUGUCGUCCGAGCUGUUGUGUUCAUCAUGCGUUCGAAACACGCAAGUAAUUCAUGGAGAGAACAGUGUGCGUCGAGAGAGGCCAUCACGGCGGCGUUAGAAGAAGUGCGGCAACACAGGACUGUCAAACCCUUGAGAACGAAUAAUUUAUGA